AUGGACCGGGAUGGCAAACAGAAUCAGACAACAAACGAGACAUGCCUUUGCAGGUGCACUGCCCAGGUUGCUAUCAAGAAUGAGGGGAACUACAGGUUCACCACUGCAUCCGAUGACGGCUCUUUAAUGUACUUGAACGGGCGGGAGAUCGUCAAUAACAAUGGCUGCCACGGCGAACGGGAGCGGACGAGCGGCAACCAGUGGCUCACGCCCGGCUACCACCUGGUUGGAGUGGACAUGUGCGAAAACGCCGGUGGUGAGGCCAUGAAGCUGCGAUACCAAGGCCCCGACACCGGCAACCGUAAGGUGAAGGUCCCUUCGUCAGCCCUGAAGCACGAGAAGGCAAGGUGCAGUGGCUACCUGGUCAUCAGGAAAGCUGGCCACUACUUGUUUUGGACUGCCUCAGACGACGGCUCCUUUCUGUACAUCAACGGGCACAGGGUCGUCGACAACAACGGUUGUCACGGCGAGAGGCAGCGAGGCAGCCGCUGGUGGUGGAUGAACGCGGGCAAGCACAGGCUGGUCGCCGACAUGUGCGACCCGUCCUGA
Symbiodinium sp. CCMP2592 is the source of this 549-nucleotide messenger RNA. The record is from the annotation of a GenBank genome assembly. NCBI's taxonomy places the organism in Eukaryota, Dinophyceae, Suessiales, Symbiodiniaceae.